UAAAAAAACAAUCUUUCAUCAUCUUUUCCCUUUGUCAAAAAAAAUCUCAUCUUCACCUCUUACCCUUAACUCCCUGCCCCACGGCGGAAGCCUACCAGCGCCACCACCGGCCACCGCGCCGUCCUCUCCUCUUCUCUCUCCCAGUUGCGCUGCCUUUGUCCCUCCUCUUUUCUCUUCUCCUCUCUCGCGCGCCUGUUGUCCGUUAAACUCAGCCACGAAGGCCCUCCUCCGGCCACGCCACCGUCGAGCUCGACCUCCACGGCCCUCCAACCGUGAUAAAUCAUUGACACAACAAGUUUCCAGUUUCCACCCCUUGGGCCAGGGUUCUGGAUCCGCUAUUGGAUAUUAGAUAGAGAAUGUUGAUCAGUAAAUAAACAGCAUUGGUAACGAAUUGACCUGAAGAAAGUUGCAAAAAGGACACAGCAGUAGAAUCAAUGAGUUUAGAAAUGGCAGCGGAAUCAUCGGAGGGUGAAGAAGAAGGAAAGUUGAGCGGAGGUAACCAAGUAUUGAUCGUGGAUGACGAACUCCGGGAAUUAGGGAAGAAGGCCGCCUGGAGUGUUAGCUCCUGCAAACCCGGCAAUGGCGUCUCUUCUCUUCGAGAUGACAACCUCGAAACCUAUUGGCAAUCUGAUGGAGCCCAACCUCAUUUUGUUAACAUUCAAUUCCAAAAGAAAGUUCGAUUACAAUUGUUGCAGUUAGUUGUGCUCUAUGUGGAUUUCAAACUUGACGAGAGUUACACUCCCAGCAAGAUUUCGAUCCGCGCCGGCGAUGGCUUUCACAACCUCAAGGAGAUAAAAGCUGUGGAACUUGUCAAACCAACUGGUUGGCUUUAUCUCUCAUUGUCUGGAAUUGAUCCUCGUGACACUUUUGUCAACACCUUUAUGUUGCAAAUUGCUGUGUUGUCAAACCAUCUCAAUGGAAGAGACACACAUGUGCGGCAAAUCAAAGUUUAUGGACCUAGACCGAACCCUAUUCCACAACAGCCAUUUCAAUUUACUUCAGAAGAGUUCAUCACCUACUCUACUAUAAGAUGAGAUUUUAUGUAAGAAAUUAUUCAAGCCAAAACUUAGUGUUAAAUCAAAGAAGGCUACUCACUGAUUGAUUAUAUCAUGGGAAGGGUCUGAUGAAACCAAACCACUAGCCACUUAGGUGGCAAAAAUAUAUUUCACUGAUAUUUAUAUUCUUAAAAACAUGCCAUGAGGAAAUGUGGCUAUCAGUAUCCUUUGUUUUUUUGCUUGUAUUUAUAAUUUGUUUAGAUCUACAAGUGGUUUAUAAUAGGAUUAAAUAUGGGAUCUGCAUUUUCGGAGGCAUCCUAUUUUUAUUAUUUCUGAACAAAAUGAUAUGUAGAUAUCAUGGGAAUUUCUGUUAUAUUCAACCCGCUAUUUUUCUUCCUUCUCC
Messenger RNA from Cicer arietinum (chickpea), 1398 nucleotides. Its product is annotated as anaphase-promoting complex subunit 10. The record is from RefSeq and is a predicted model, not a curated record. Gene Ontology annotation, cellular component: anaphase-promoting complex. Gene Ontology annotation, biological process: protein K11-linked ubiquitination; anaphase-promoting complex-dependent catabolic process. Lineage: Eukaryota; Viridiplantae; Streptophyta; Magnoliopsida; Fabales; Fabaceae.